GUAACCUCGUAAUUUCAGAGUUCCCAGUUGUUUUGAAACUUGGCAAUAGACAUGUGUUAUUAUGUAUUUCUCCACGUACAUCUGAGGUAAAGUAAUGACUGGCUACAACUGGAGCAAGGCGCGAGAGUAAACCAGUUCCUCUGGACUGUCGAUAUGGCUCUGUCCCGUCCCGAACUUGACUCCCAUUCCUGCCCGAAUCCCGUGGGACCCCUGUUACCGUGUCAACCUUUAGUACACAAACCUCACUUCGAUUGUAUCCAAAUAAGGAUAGAUUUCUGGUCCAUCUGUCAAAUGUACCCUCUAACGUGAAGAUGUCACGUGAACUCAUUGAUCUUCCUUGCGCAUGCAGCUACACGCAGGCACCCCGCUAAAUUGAGGCGCCAAUUACGACAAGUGUUUUUGGCUGUGCAGUGGCUGAUUUGACAACAGUACAAGUGGAAACGUUCUAGAAGAGUUGCUGAUCCUGGUAUCUGUUUAGCCCCAGCUGGUUGACCACUAUCAGGGGCAAUGGAGAGGCCUAACCAGCCUCUGAAGACAAUAUUUAAUAGGCUAAGUAGUGCAAAACCAAGAGGAGAUAAGAGUUUUGGGCACUUGAGACCACUCUCUGUUUAUUCUAGAAUGAUAACUUGUGAAAACGGUAGGGUUAGUCCUAGCGGCACUAACCAGUCAUGGAAUUCGUCCAAUCCAUUCUGCAACUUGAAAAUAGAGAUUGUGAACAACAAUGCCCCUACAAGACACAAGAGGCGAUUGGAUGACUCCUGCCUUGAUGACACAUAUGAAACUACAUACAAAAAGCCCUGCAGUAGUCCUAAGGCAAUCUCCCCAGACCUGGCUUGUGUUGUAGUUUCAUCUAACACCCUUCCAAAUGUAGCCACUGUCUCCCCUACCACUGACCUCCAAAAAGUGCCAUCUAGUGUUGAAAAUACAGUCAAAGAUGAAGGUACAUCAGAAGCUGUGAUAUGUGUGCCAAACUCUGAUCAUAUCCAGUGUGGCCAAGCAGUAGAGGCUGGAAGUAGACACGGUGGUGCUGCAGCUCCAGGCGGCCCAGUAUCAAACGAGUCUGAGGCCUGGUCUGAGACCAUAGGCCAUGAGCCUGAGAAAGUCUUGAUGGACCUUGGUCCUGUUUUUAACUUUGACGUUGAUGACAUCAUGUGCCUGAGCCCCAGUGACAAGGGGAGCGAUGAGGGCAUUGAAGCCUUUGUCGAUAGCUGUAACAGUUUUUACGACGACCGCACCCGUAACCCCAGUGACAGCGACACCCAGCAAACUAAACCUUUCUUAACUCAUAGUCCAACACAGGACCAGGUUUCAGGGGAGAGAUAUGACGUCGGAGAGAGGGAGGAGGGGAAAGGAGAGGAGAUGGUGGGAGAAAGGGAAAAAGAGGGCAAUGAGGAGAUAAAACAUCAGGAGGAAGAGGAGGUUGUGAGCAUUGAGGGUUUUUUCUCCAGGUCCUACCUUGAGGCACUUAAAGCAGGAAAGGACGUGUCUCAGGCUGUGACACCCCUGCAGCCCCGCAUCUCGUCCAGCCUUUUGUUUAGGGGGAGGGAGGUGAUGCAGAGGCUGCAGAUGGCUGUGUCAGAUGAGGGAGAGCCUCCAUGUCCUCCAGGGUUCCCUGAUCCCAAUGGGGGCCAGGCUGUUGUUUGCCAGCUGCACUACUCUUUCACUUCGGAGGAUCUAGCUUAUGGGUUAUAUGGGGCACCUCUGGUCCCAGUGGAGGGUGCAGAUGAGGGCUUGGAGGGUACGGCAGAGGGCGAUUGGAGUAUCGGCGCCCCCAUACUGGAGUCCUCAUUGUGUCACAUUGCCCCAGUGGAGUUCAAUGCUGGUUGUGAGGGAAAUGUGGUGGAGGGGGGGGGAGGUGGGCUUGAUUCAGUUCAGGAGUGCCAGGUCACACUCCUGGCCGACGAGGUAACCGUGGACACCAGCUACGAGAACACCUUACCUCUCCAAGUCCAGGUGAGGUCAGUGGUGGUGGUUCCCAGCGUGCAGCAGAGCAGCAGCAGAAAACCCGCAAUGCCGCCUGAGCAGAAAGUGUCUGAGAUCAGAUCUGUGCAGAAACCUUUUCCGGAGAAGAAUGUUGUCAAGACAACAACAAGACCUGUCCAGAAACCUUCACCUGGACAGAACAUUAUCAAGAACACAAUUGUCCAUAAACCUUCGCCUGGGCAGAAAGUGAAGAAGAUUAAACCUGUCCAGGCAGCUUCAACUUCAUCUGACCAGAAAGUGGUCAAUACAAGACCUGUCCAGAAAACUGCACCAAGGCCGGUGGUCUAUGACAGGGAGGAGGACUGGCAGCGUGAGAAGUGGCUCUAUGUGGACUCAGUCACCAGACACAUAAGGGAGAACAUUGGUGCAGGAGAAGGGGUGAUGACUGAGCUGCUGAACCUGAUGAACCAUGUGGCCGAACAGGGACCAGGCACCAACGGCAGGCAGUGGCAGCACCCCUCGGAUCUCACCCGCAGAAAUUACCAAAGACGAUUUGGAAAUGACAGAACAAAUUACACUCUGGACGAAUGGCAGAACCAGAACUACAGGAACCACCAGCGCUUUGCCAAUCUCCCACAGAUCUUUGAGAGAAGUCCAGUUCUGUAAACCCAAGCAACAAAGCAUCUUCCAGAGGAACAUAUAGGGCAGUACACUUUUAAAUUUGGCAAAUGACAUCACUCAGGUCAUUAGGUGUCUGUGAGAUUUGAGCUCUUAUAUUAUAAGCCUAGAACCACGGUUAAAACUUGAAUUAAUCCUCUACUUCUGCUCUCAUCUUUUAAGAAUGUCUUUCACUUAUUGUUUUUUGUUUGUGAAAUUAAUUAAUUUAUCCUCGCUCAAGAUUGUGUGUUUAUUGUUAGUGUCUUGAAGCCCAGAGAUUUUUUUUUCUUUUCAUUUUUUUCAAUUUGAUCUCUGAGACAGUAAUAUUGUGGAUUUGCGUGUGAUUAAUCUCUUUUCUUGUUAUACUUUAAUUUCAAUUAUGUUCCUUUCAGCUUACCUUCCAGUAUAAUCAUAACAUUGAUGACAGAAAAGGGAACAAAAAUAACGUAACAGCCAAUCGUUUUGCCUGCCUGUCUCUGAUCACCAUUUCCUAAUUGAAUUGCUCUAUUGCUGCACUUAUUCCCUUUUUGUACUGUCACUCCUAGUUUGUGCUAGGCACCUUGUUUGCACAGGCUUCUUUUUUAUGUGUGUGUGUUUUAAAUAACUGUUUUUUGAAUGCUGUGCACAUUUCCCUGCCUAAACUCUUAUUUGUACAGUUGAAUUUCUUCCCCCAUACAUGUUGCAUUCUUGCUGUUGAAGUACAAACAAAUAAUCCUUGGUUCAGUUGGAACAAUUUGAAGGGAUAAUCAAAUCAUUACUGAUCUACACCAUUUCCAAGGUGUGGUGCCAUAGGUAUUGUUCCAGAUGCCCUUCACUUACUGCCUCUGAUGGCCUGUCAUUUGUUUGUUAGCAUAUGCCUGAGUAUUUGAGGUCAUGUUAUGGUUGCUUGACGUUUUUGUUCCAUCUUAGAUUUCUUGUCUAACAAACUGAAGUAAGGGAGUUAGUUUGUCAGAUGGAUUAGGUCAACUCUUAAAAUUCUCUACUUUAUCAUCUAUAUUCUGUGCAGCGAAGCAAUAUGGAUUGGCCUUGUAUUGAUGCUUGUGUUGAAGAGACAUCUGUAAACAUAAUCUAGUGUGGGAAUUUGGUGAGAAACCCGAUUUGUAGGGAUCUGUUGUGUGUGUGGCCUAUUUUCUUUGACAUUGUGAAUCUUGGCACAUUUCUUGCACAGGUUUCUGAUUUCACAUUAAAAGCAGUUGCCUGAAACCCUGUUGAGUGAACUUUUACAAGGAUGAAUGUCAAGCCCAGUCAGAAUACCAUAUGAGUGCACUCGAUGACUGAGGAGAUAUUGCAUGUGGCUCACUGAUGCUAAUAAAAUAGAGGUUUCAUUUAUAAGAAAAAAUAAAUGGAGCACUUAGGCAGUUUACAAUAAAGACGACGGAAUUGCAGGGCAGCCUACCUAUGACCAUUUCAAUAUGAACUACCCCAUCUAAGCUUGCUUAAAGUAAAUUAUUAUCUUUUAGAUUGUCAUAAUCAUAUAAUACGCUAAUUCAACCUCUGAUUUAAGCUUAUUGC
Molecule: messenger RNA, 4092 nt
Organism: Salmo salar (Atlantic salmon)
Lineage: Eukaryota; Metazoa; Chordata; Actinopteri; Salmoniformes; Salmonidae
Gene: s100pbp
Product: S100P binding protein
Molecular function (GO): calcium-dependent protein binding
Source: RefSeq, a predicted model, not a curated record